Messenger RNA from Hymenoscyphus albidus, 2317 nucleotides. The record is from the annotation of a GenBank genome assembly. Lineage: Eukaryota; Fungi; Ascomycota; Leotiomycetes; Helotiales; Helotiaceae.
AUGUCCUCCCCCGCGCCACCACCACCAAUGCCCUCUAUCAGAGAGGAAAUAUACCGCCGCGCCCUUCUAAAGGGCAUCUCCAAAGAGGAGGUCACUCGCGUCUUUGGCCAAAAGGUCAAAGACGUGAGGGGCCUCCUCCACGGACGUUCCCAUCUGUCAAAUCUGCAACGCGCAGAGUACUUUGUCUGGGCCCAUUUUUGUAAGUUGCUACCUCUUCACAGUAUCUUCAGCUUUGAAGUGUCUGUUCUUGGCUAUAUGCGCUUCGAUCCUCGAAGCUCAAGGCUGACCAUCUUUGCGAUACAGUUCAGGAUGAGCCAUUUCCUGGAAAGAUUGACCCUGCUGCCGCUGCCGCUGCCGCUACUCUGCUCUCUCCGUCCUCCCCAUCCUCCUCAUCUCCCGCCCCGCUGGGCCAGACCCAGCUCCAACAGCUCGCAGAGAGCACUGGCUCUGCGAGGAUGGACUUGCUGUUUAGCAGCAGUCCUGUGGAUGUGGUGGAGAGAAGAGGAUCUGGUGGAGUUCCUUGGGUCCAUGACAAGUAUCGCGACCUCCCAAGACAACGAGAAGCGGAUAGAUAUAGACCAGAACGCCCCGCCUCUCGCUCUGACAGACAAUCAGAGGUUGUCCCACCUCCUGUGCGUCUAGAAGCCGCAAAAGCACGCCCCGCCGACAUGUCCAAGGAAUUAUUCCGCGUCCAGGAAGAUAUUUUGCAAAGUGAAGUUCUUGCACUGGGUCACAAGAGGAGCGAGUUUUUCAUUUAUCUCCAGGACGCUCGUAUGCAAGCAAGAAAUGAACACCCAAAUUGCUCUCAAGCAGUCAAACAUUAUCUUGCAAAUUCUGCUGUUUGGAGAGAGUUCGGUGGGUUUUGAUCCCCUGGCACGUACUUCUUUAAUGCUAAUGACUCAAAAGUUGGUGGAAAGUAUCCCGGCUCUGCGCCAGAUCCACAGGAGCAUAGCACGACCUGCCUCCUUGAUAGAGCUCCGGACCAGUUCCUAGACAUGUCUAGCUUUCGCUUUGCCCAUCAGCAAGUUCGCUCAAACCAUCCAACACCUCGAGCUAUCAAAGAGUCUAUGAAGGUUGCCGCCGAGGUUUCUGUCAAAGCGCCCUUCAUACAUCCUGACCGAGCCCCCAUUAUAUCUUCAGCCAACCCCUCCUCCAGAUCCUCAGCAUUUCCGUCAGAGUCUGGACCCGUUGAUGACCGAGCUGAUAAUACCGAGUUGACUGCUCGUGCUGCCGUCUCAGUACAAGAACCAAAAGUGGCCAAACCAGCUCAGAUCCAACCACCACAAGGCUAUCUUAUUGUACAGGGAAAGCUCAUACCUUGUCGGCUUGAGGAUAUCAAGAAUGUUACGUAUGCUUGGAUGACAGACUGUCACCGGGGGGUUGUUGAGGAAAGCCUUGGGUGCAAGUUCGCCGUUAUUCAGAGAACACCAGACAGUGGAUUCCGUUUAAAUGUUGUUGCUGCGGAGCCACACAGUAGCUCUGUUGUUGAAAAGAAUGGCAUUAAGUUCUUGAAUAAGUGGGUUGAGCAUAUCCUUGGUGGGGAUGCUGUACAGAUGUCUGUUUAUGUAAGUCCCUAUUCAACUCCAAGUCCUUUCCCUACUCGCUCUGCCUUUCAUUCUUUGUUGCAAAAGUAUGUAGAAACUAAUUUCUCAUUAUCUAGUGGACUUUCCACGCUCAAGCUCAUGGUCUCGCAAACUCGACCGUUGAAACGAACUAUGGUUCAUCUGCCCGACUCGUAUCCGACCCUCUGAAAGCAGAUUCUAGGGCAAAUAGUACACCUGUCACCUCAGACUGUGGCUCAUCUGCUCCACAGUCACCCGCUCCUAUCAAGUCGGCUACUGGUGCAAAUAACACACCCAUUGGCACGAAACAUGGUCCACCUGUCUUUCGUCCAGUUGCCCCAAUGCAAGAAGAUACUGGAGGAGAUAUCACACCUGCUGGCACAAAAUAUGGUUCAUCUCCACUCGCAUCCAGCUCUAUGAAAGCUAUGAAAGCAGCAACAGGGGCAAAUGGCACAGCGAAUUAUGGUACAUCUGCUCCCACAUCAUCUGCUCUUGGAAAAUCGGCGACUGGCGCAAAUGAUACACCUGUUGGCCCACGUCGAUUUAAUAACACAACAACGAGUCUCAAUACUUCAAACAAAACAGUUGUUAAGAAGUCUGAAUCUGAGAAUGAAUUUUCGGAGGAAGAGUACGAAAGUGAUGUGGAGAUAUAUUGUGGUGAGCCUUCAGUCUCAACCUGGAAGCUUGGAGAAAAGCGCAAGGCAGAUGAUGAUAAGAAGUAUGGUCAGGCUGAGAAGAAACAAAAAGUAGACUGA